GGGCCGCUGGAGAGCUGCCCACGCUAACAUGGCGGCGUCUGGUUGUGGCAUGUUCUUUCGCUUCGCGUUUUGGCCGGGGCGGGGGUCUGGGCUUUAGGCAGGUAGUAUUUAGUUUCACAAUGUUUGGGGACCUAUUUGAAGAGGAUUAUUCCAGUGUGUCAAAUAAUCAUUAUGGAAAAGGGAAGAAAUUAAAGACCAAAACAUUGGAGCCACCUGCUCCUAGAGAAUUCACCAAUUUAAGUGGAAUCAGAAAUCAGGGUGGAACCUGUUACCUCAAUUCCCUUCUUCAGACUCUUCAUUUCACACCUGAAUUCAGAGAAGCUUUAUUUUCUCUUGGCCGGGAAGAGCUUGGUUCGUUAGAGGACAAGGAUAAACCUGAUGCAAAGGUCCGAGUCAUACCUUUGCAGUUACAGCGGUUGUUUGCACAGCUUCUGCUCUUAGACCAGGAAGCUGCGUCCACAGCAGGCCUCACUGACAGCUUUGGGUGGACUAGCGAUGAGGAAAUGAGGCAACAUGAUGUGCAGGAACUGAAUCGAAUUCUCUUUAGUGCUUUGGAAACUUCUUUAGUUGGGACCUCCGGCCAUGACCUCAUCAAUCGUCUAUAUCACGGAACCAUUGUUAACCAGAUUGUUUGUAAAGAAUGUAAGAAUGUCAGUGAAAAGCAGGAAGACUUCUUAGAUCUAACAGUAGCAGUCAAAAAUGUGUCAGGUUUGGAAGAUGCACUCUGGAACAUGUAUGUAGAAGAGGAAGUUUUUGACUAUGACAACUUAUACCACUGUGGGACUUGUGACAGGCUGGUUAAAGCAGCAAAGUCAGCCAAAUUGCGUAAGCUGCCACCCUUUCUUACUAUUUCUUUAUUGAGAUUUAAUUUUGAUUUUGUGAAGUGUGAACGCUACAAGGAAACAAGCUGUUAUACGUUCCCUCUCCAGAUCAAUCUCAAGCCUUUUUGUGAACAGAGUGAAUUAGAUGACUUGGAAUAUAUGUAUGACCUCUUCUCAGUUAUUAUACACAAAGGUGGUUGCUACGGAGGACAUUAUCAUGUGUAUAUUAAAGAUGUCGAUCAUUUGGGAAACUGGCAGUUUCAAGAGGACAAAAGUAACCCAGAUGUGAAUUUGGAAGAUAUUCAGAAUGAAGAAGAGGUUGAUGAUCCACUGAUGAUUCUAAAAGCAAUCUUAUUACAGGAGGAGAGUAACCUCAUUCAUAUUGAUCAGCUGGGCCAGAAACUCUUGAAAAAGAUAGGAAUGUCUUGGAAUAAGAAGUACAGAAAACAGUAUGGACCACUGCGAAAGUUUUUACAGCUUCAUUCUCAGAUAUUUCUGCUCAGUUCAGAUGAAAGUACAGUUAGUCUAUUGAAGGACUGUUCUCUCCAGGCUGAGUAUGAUAUCCGAAGAAACUAUCAACAACUUUUCAAGACACUUACUUCAGAAUCCCCAGGAUUAAAUGAUAGAUCCUCCUGUCCCCACUGGUUUGAUAUAAAUGAUUCCAAAGUCCAACCAAUCAAGGAAAAGGAUAUUGAACAGCAAUUUCAGGGUAAAGAAAGUGCCUACAUGUUGUUUUAUCGGAAAUCCCAGUUGCAGAGACCCCCUGAAGCUCGAGCUAACCCAAGAUACAGGGUUCCAUGUCAUUUGCUGAAUGAAAUGGAUGCAGCCAACAUUGAACUACAAAUAAAAAGGGCAGAAUGCGAUUCUACAAACAACAAUUUUGAAUUGCAUCUCCACCUCGGUCCCCAUUAUCAUUUCUUCAGUGGUGCUCUGCACCCAGUAGUGUCUCAAACAGAAAGCAUGUGGGAUUUGACCUUUGAUAAAAGAAAAACUUUAGGAGAUCUUCGACAAACAAUAUUUCAGCUGUUAGAAUUUUGGGAAGGAGAUAUGGUUCUUAGUGUUGCAAAGUUUGUACCGGCAGGACUUCAUGUUUACCAGACACUUGAUGGAGAUCACCUGACACUGUGUGAAGUUGAAAUCACUGAUGGGGAAGACAUCUUUGUGUGGAAUGGGGUGGAGGUUGGUGGAAUCCAGAUUCCAACUGGUAGUGACUGCGAACCUCUGCUUUUAAAUGUUCUUCAUCUGGCAACAAGCAAUGAAGGAAAGGAGUGUCAGCAGUUGAUAGAAUCUCCACAUGUCUUUCCAUCUAAUGCAGAAAUAGGUAGUGUAUUCACAGCCUUAGCAAUCCCAGAUGGAGUCAUCUUAGUCAACAAAACCGAGUCUUUAAGUGAAGAGAACUGGACCACCAUUCCCAAGGAAGACUUGAAGAAGACAUUCGGAGAACAAGGUCUCAGAAAUGGAAGUUCAAUUUUAAUUCAGGAUUCUAAUGAUGGUAACAGUUUGUUGACCAAACAAGGGAAAUGGAUCACUAGUAUGAAUGAGAUUGACUGGCUCCAAGUUAAAAAUUUAUGCCAAUUAGGAUCUGAAGAGGAGCAAGUUAAAAUAUCAGCAACUCUUAACACAGUGGUGUUUGAUAUUCAAAUUAAAGCCAUAAAGGAAUUAAAAUUAAUGAAGGAACUAGCCGAGAAUAGCUGUUUGAGGCCUAUUGAUAGAAAUGGGAAGCUUCUUUGUCCAGUGCCAGACCAUUAUACUUUGAAGGAAGCAGAAUUGAAGAUGGGGAGUUCAUUGGGACUGUGUCCUGGAAAAGCACCAACUUCCUCUCAGCUAUUCCUGUUUUUCGCUUUGGGGAGUGAUAUUCAACCUGGGACAGAGAUGGAGAUCAUAGUAGAAGAAACAAUAUCUGUGAGAGAUUGUCUAAAGAUGAUGCUGGAGAAAUCUGGCCUAUCAGGAGACACAUGGCAUUUACGAAAAAUGGAUUGGUGCUAUGAAGCCGGGGAGCCUUUAUGUGAAGAAGAUGCAACACUGAAAGAGCUUAUGAUCUGUUCUGGAGAUACUUUGCUUUUAAUUGAAGGAAAACUUCCUCCUCUGGGUUUCCUGAAGGUGCCCAUCUGGUGGUACCAGCCACGGGGCCCCUUCCAUCACUGGAAGAGUCAUCAGGAGCAGACAAACGGUAUCUUUCCUCAAGGCGGGGUCUGGAGAGCCGAUUCCACCCAAGGUGCUCCCAGUGACACACAUGCAGAAGUUUCCCUCCACUACUUGGGAGACAUUGAAAUCUCAGAAGAUGCCACCUUGGGGGAGCUGAAGUCUCAGGCCAUGACCUUGCCCUCCUUCUCGGAGUUUUCCAUCCCAUCCCCAGCCUUCCUUAGAGCCUGGACAGUGGAAAGUAAGCGCCCCAGCAGGCUCUUACGAGUCCACCAGCAGCAGCUCAAGGAAUAUAAAUUGGGAAAGAGAACUGAGAUCUGCUUAGAACCCCUUCAGAAAGAAGAAAACUUGGGCCCCCAGGACGUGCUGCUGAGGACACAGAUGCGCCUCCCUGGCAAGAGGGCAUAUGCCUUGCCCUCGGACUUGGUGUGGGACACUGCCCAAGGCUGGACGGCCGGCUCCCUGAGGCAGCGAGUGGCCGAUUUCUAUUCUCUUCCUGUGGAGAAAAUUGAAAUUGCCAAAUACUUUCCUGAAAAGUUUGCGUGGCUUCCAGUAUCUAGCUGGAUCCAGCAAAUUACCAAGAGAAAAAAGAAGAAAAAGCAAGAUAAUUUGCAGGGAGCACCUUAUUACUUGAAAGAUGGAGAUACUAUUGGUAUUAAGAAUCUCCUGGUUGAAGACGAUGGUGAUUUCAGCACAGUCAGAGACGACAUCGGAAAAGAAAAACAGAAAGAGUUCGCUCUGGGGAGAAAGAAGAGCCAGGAAGCCCUUCGUGUGCAGAGCCGUGAUGUCUUCUCUGACGCAGAGGUGCUGGCCCGGCCCCAUGGACCAGAAGCUUCUCUCUCCAUCCACGUGAGGAGCUUCAGAUAGCGCUGCAGGCCGUGCUGGACGGUGCAGCCCCGGGCGCAGGGCCUCCGUGCUCCUGCUCCAGGUCGCCGGCCAGUUUCCUGAGAGCAGGUGUAUUGGUUUCUCCCCUGUGCGGACAUGGACUCCAAGCCCUGCUUUCUCACAAGCAAGGGGGGUUCGUCUCAGGCCAGGCAAGUGCCCUUGUCACCCAGCUCCGCAAUGCGUCCCCCUAGGGUCUGGCACAGACCCCGCUGUACCUUACAGAUGCCAACUGGCCGACACCCUCACACCACACUUGACUCCCACCACUGUCUUCAUAGGAAAAUUUACUAGUUUUGCAUUAACUGCAGGUGUGGAUAACAUGGCACGUUGCUCACCUCUGACAAACCUUCCCUUUAAACUACACACGCCCCACUCUCUUUCUCACGCUGUUCAGAUGACUUCUCUGGUAUCUGUAAGUCACCCAGGUUCCGACAGCUCAACUCACACGGAUGGGCCAGCCAGGCUCAUGCUGUGACAUUAACAGGAGUCCGUUUUCUGGUCCCCAAAUGGCACGUUUUCCCUAUGGUCUGAGUUAAAACUGUGAUGGUCAAGCGUUACCUCUCUUUCCGGGAUGAGACGGACAGGGCGUCCUCUGGCGUCACGUAUCUGCCGCUGGAGAGGGGGCAGCAUGCGGUGUGGCUGCGGCGGGGCAGCUCGGAGGCACUGUCCGACCUGUGCUGUCUGUGGUCAGAACAUUCUUGCUGGGGUGGUGGCCUGCAAACACCGGGGCCUCUUCCUGUCUGGGAGCCUGAUGGGGAGGCAGGGUCAUGGCAGACAAGCCUGGGAAGGGCUGAGGGGAAGUCCUGAGGAGCGUGGAUUAACACAGGAGAAAAAAUGUGAACCAAGAUUCUCCUUAAUUUGGCAUGGCUAGCUAUCAAAUUUAAAAGAUUUAAUUGGCAUGGAUGACAAACACAAGCAUCUGUGUGACCGAGUUGAUUGAUUUAGGACAUUGGGGUGAUUCGCUUUCUCGAGUUAACUCAGUGGAAAGCAGGCAUUCCUGAGACGAUAAAAGCAACUGUACUUUCUUAUACCUCAGUGAUGCUGUACAGCGACUCUCUUGCUGAGUAUGGUUAUCUUCUUAAUUUCAGUUUAUCAGCCCUUUUACCAUUGAUAUUAAAAUAGCUCUUAAAUGUAAGAGAUGGAAAGAAAAUGACAAAUGUGGACUAGGGUCUCCGCCUGCAUCACCGGCUUAAGAAUUAACUGAGUGAAUGCUGCUCCACCCGGGCUGCCCUUCCACAGAGCUUGACGCUGAGUGGCAUGAACGACCCUGCUUUUCCUUCCUCUGUCCUCCUCCCAACCAAUGUCAUCACCACCAUUAGAAACUUUCAUCUUCUCCGUGUGUGUGUCUCAAAUUGUUGGGUCACAAGUUAUGUACUAAUUUGUAUGGAAGCAGGUGUGUUUUAAGAAGUUGGACUUUGGUGAGGACUUCCAGGCUCUCAAACACUAAAUCCGUCUCAGGAGACCCGCGCGUGGGGUCGAGACUAUCUCCUGAUGCACCUGGUGGGCGGUGAUGAUGCCAAAGUGUAAGCUCUGUGACGGAGCGCUGCAGGCCCAGCCCCUCUGUGUAGAAGCUGCUUUGUCCCUUUUCUUGUAACUGACAGGGCUCCUUCGUGUGCCCCUACAUUCCACUGUAAUAAAACAUUAAUGUAAUAACUGAAAAGCCUUGCUUCUGAGAAGCCAGAGGCCUCGCUGGAUGUUACUUACCGCGAUGAGCAUAGGUCGACGUGCCUUAUGGUGUCCAUGGUGAGGGGCCAGGGCCUCGGGUGGUCUCUGCUUGCCGGCCUGCUCCCCCCCUUCCCUUCCAAUUCAGGGAUGGAGUGAGGCUACCGGGAGAGAGCUGUAAGAUUCUGUCAACGAAAAAAUAAACUGUUCAAUUUGUAACCUCCCGUUUCUGUGCGCUGACUGCUUCAUGUUCUCCUGGCCUUUUUCCCAAGUGAACUUCAGAUGCUAAGUUGCUGAGGUUUAUAUUU
Molecule: messenger RNA, 5818 nt
Organism: Hippopotamus amphibius kiboko
Lineage: Eukaryota; Metazoa; Chordata; Mammalia; Artiodactyla; Hippopotamidae
Gene: USP40
Product: ubiquitin specific peptidase 40
Exons: 32
Coding region: 120-3830 (1236 amino acids)
Biological process (GO): protein deubiquitination
Cellular component (GO): nucleus; cytosol
Molecular function (GO): cysteine-type deubiquitinase activity; cysteine-type endopeptidase activity
Source: RefSeq, a predicted model, not a curated record